AUGGCAGUUACUUUCUCAGAUCUCCACACAGAAUCCGGACUCAAAUACCUCGAUGAGUUUCUCGCAGGAAAAUCUUACAUCUCGGGAGAUCAAAUUUCCAGAGAUGAUAUCAAAGUUUAUGGUGCUGUUUUGGAGAAACCUAGUGAUGAAUUCCCUAAUGCUAGCAAGUGGUACGAAUCUGUUUCUUCUCAGCUCGCUUCAAGCUUCCCAGGUAAAGCUGUUGGUGUGAGAAUUGGCGGGAAAGGUGCUGCUACUGCUGCUCCCGUUGAAGCUGCCCCUGCCAAGGAGGCUGCUGCUGGUGAUGACGAUGAUGACUUGGAUCUCUUUGGUGAUGAGACUGAAGAGGACAAGAAGGCAGCAGAGGAGAGGGAGAAAGCUAAAAAGGGAUCAUCCAAGAAGAAAGAGAGCGGAAAAUCAUCCGUUCUCUUGGAUGUGAAGCCAUGGGAUGAUGAGACAGACAUGGUGGAGUUGGAGAAGGCAGUUCGUAGUAUUGAGAUGCCUGGUCUCUUUUGGGGAGCAUCAAAAUUGGUCGCAGUUGGUUAUGGAAUCAAGAAGCUACAAAUCAUGCUUACCAUUGUCGAUGACCUUGUCUCCGUCGAUGACCUAAUUGAGGAGCGUCUCACUGUGGAGCCUUGCAAUGAAUAUAUCCAGAGCUGUGACAUUGUUGCCUUCAACAAAAUAUAA
Dovyalis caffra is the source of this 684-nucleotide messenger RNA. NCBI's taxonomy places the organism in Eukaryota, Viridiplantae, Streptophyta, Magnoliopsida, Malpighiales, Salicaceae. The record is from the annotation of a GenBank genome assembly.